Messenger RNA from Chelonus insularis, 1734 nucleotides. RefSeq names its product fringe connection (gene frc). The record is from RefSeq and is a predicted model, not a curated record. The transcript has a single exon. Gene Ontology annotation, cellular component: Golgi apparatus. Lineage: Eukaryota; Metazoa; Arthropoda; Insecta; Hymenoptera; Braconidae. Gene Ontology annotation, molecular function: UDP-N-acetylgalactosamine transmembrane transporter activity; UDP-N-acetylglucosamine transmembrane transporter activity; UDP-glucuronate transmembrane transporter activity. The coding region runs from base 173 to 1150 and encodes 325 amino acids.
GAUAAGGUUACCAAGUAUGUUGUCUUAUCAUUAUUUCUAUUAACAUUGACAUUCUUCUCUUUUGUGCUCUCUGUUUUAUCAAUAUGAGAACAUCACUAUUAUUCGAUUUUAUUAUCAAAUAUGAUCAAAUAAAUUAUCAAGGAAAUACAUUAAGCUAACCUCAGUUCUCAAAAUGCCAGUGACAGAACAGAAUGCGAUGUGGUUCCGGAUUGCUUCAGCAAUUUUUUAUGGAAUAUCAUCAUUUUUAAUCACUGUAGUUAAUAAGACAGUAUUAACUACUUACAAAUUUCCAUCAUUCCAAAUUCUUGGAAUAGGGCAAAUGAUAGCAACAAUAGUUAUUUUAUAUGUUGCUAAGAAAAUCAACUACAUCGACUUCCCCAACUUAGAUUUAUCUACAAUUGUAAAAAUAUUUCCUUUACCACUGAUCUACAUUGGAAACAUGGUUUUCGGCCUUGGCGGAACUAAACAAUUGAGUUUACCCAUGUUUACUGCACUAAGAAGAUUUAGUAUUUUGAUGACAAUGGCUGCAGAAUAUUAUAUGCUAGGAGUAAAACCAAAAACAUCAGUUCAAUUGAGUGUUUACAUAAUGGUUUUCGGUGCAAUGAUAGCGGCAUUUGAUGAUCUUGCAUUCAAUCUUCAAGGCUAUAUCUUUAUAUUUUUGAAUGAUAUUUUUACGGCUGCAAAUGGUGUUUAUACGAAGAAAAAAUUAAAUUCUAAAGAGCUUGGGAAGUAUGGUUUAAUGUACUACAACUCACUCAUCAUGAUUAUACCGUCAACUCUAAUAGCCUGGUGGACUGGUGAUAUUGACAAAAUAAUGGAAUAUGAUAAUUGGACGAACUUUUUUUUCAUUUGUCAGUUCAUUCUCUCGUGCAUCAUGGGUUUCGUGUUAUUGUACAGUGUACUUUUAUGUACACAUUAUAAUUCAGCACUUACAACUACAAUUAUUGGUUGUUUAAAGAAUAUCACAGUUACUUAUUUGGGCAUGGUUGUUGGUGGAGAUUAUGUUUUUUCAUGGUUAAAUUUUGCUGGACUUAAUUUAAGUGUUUCAGGUAGUUUAAUUUAUACGUGGGUUACAUUUAUGCCCAAAGAUAAUGUUGCUCCAAAAUAUUCUCCAUUAAUUUCUUCACCAACUAAAGUUGAAGUUAUAUAAUAUUUUUUUCAUUAUAAACAGUAUUUUUUCAAUUAAAUAAAUAGUAAUGAUUUUUUUUUUAAUAUCUCUAAAAUCAUGUUUAAUAUCUUUUUGCUACGAUAGUGAUAUAUUAUUGUCUCCAGUAAUUUUAAUGUCUCGCUGGAUUCGAGAAUAAUACGAUGAGCGUGCCAUUUAUCGUUAGUUAUGUACAUUCUUUCAACUAUGUAUAUUUUUGUAUAUAUAGAUCCUUGUAAUAAAUAGGAUUUAAAUAUCAGUUAAUUAUUAAUAGAUAAUAGAAUUCAUUUUCGUACUUUAAAAUGAAGGAAAAAUUCAUCUACUUGUUAAUAAAAAUUUUCAUAAAUAUAUAUAAGUAAUUUUUUAUUCCAAAUUUUUAUCACAAAAAUAAUAAAGUUUUCAUACAUUCAUGUAAUAUAUAAUUCAGAAGAAUUUAAUCCUUCAUUUUUGUUAAAACCAAAGUAAACGUAUUACAUAUUACAUAGAUAAAUUAUAAUUUUGUACUCAGGAAUAAAGUUAAUUCAUAAAAUAGUGUAUAAUUAUGUAAAGUAAUCAAUGUAAGCACUUGAAAUAAAUAUUUGUUUAACUAA